Xiphias gladius (swordfish) is the source of this 2280-nucleotide messenger RNA. RefSeq names its product myelin-associated glycoprotein-like. Bases 1 to 2271 code for a protein of 756 amino acids. NCBI's taxonomy places the organism in Eukaryota, Metazoa, Chordata, Actinopteri, Istiophoriformes, Xiphiidae. The transcript is spliced from 10 exons. The record is from RefSeq and is a predicted model, not a curated record.
AUGACAGGUGCUGUAACGGUUUUCUUCAUAUGCUGUCUACUUCAAGGUAGCUUAUGCCAGCACUGGGAAGCCUUCAUGCCCCAGACAGUAGAGGGACUGAGCGGAUCCUGUGUGAUCAUCCCCUGCAGUUUCAGCUUACCCUCAGAGUGGGAUCAACACCUGGAUGAUUCGUGUAAAGCCAUAUGGAAGAGAGGCAGCUGGAGUCGAACACAAGUGUUUGAUUCCAGCCUCACCGGAGCCAGUGCAAACUUAAACAUCCUGCAAGGGAACCUCACGGGGGUCCUGCGCGAGAGGGACUGCACCACCAUCUUCAACAACCUGCCAUCCAACCAUUAUGACAACUAUUACUUCAGACUGCAGUGUGACAACUCACUGAAGUUCAACUUUCAAACAAGUGUCCUUAUCACCGCUCAAGAUUCACUCCCCAGGCCUGCUAUGAAUCCAUCCAGGCUGGAGGUAGAAGAAGGGACUCCAGUGAGGUUGAACUGCUCGGCUGUUGCUCCCUGUCCGGUUCUCCCUCCGUCUCUGACAUGGACACCCAGUAUAGGCGACAUUGAGGAGAGCAUAGAAUCUAAAUCUGUGACCUCUGUUAUGAACUUCACCGCUUCUUACCUCCACAAUGGACAGAAGGUCUCCUGCACCACUCUCUACAACCGACAAGCUGGCAACAGCGACCUACUGUAUGAAAAAAGUUUGACCAUACGUGUUCUUUAUCCUCCAAAUAACACAUCGAUCAGUUACCCUGGUCCUGUUCAGGAGGGCAGCUCGGUGACUCUGACCUGCAACACUAAUGCAUAUCCAGCCGUGGACAGCUACACCUGGUACAAAGUGGAUGGAGAUCAGGUGACAGCUGUGGGUUCUAAGAAGAGGCUUUCAACCACAGUUUCAGAAGUCGACAGCAAAUUUUACUGCAAAGUCAGUAACAGAUACGGAACCCAGAACUCUUCCAUCACUCAGAUAGAUGUACAAUUUGCUCCCAAGGACACGACAGUAAUUGUCGAUCCUGCUGGUCCGGUACUGGAGGGCAGCUCUGUUUCUCUGCUCUGCGAUAGCCGUGCCAACCCACCUAUGACCAACUACACCUGGUACAGAGAUGAUGAGGAGGAUGAGGAGCGGGGACCAGUCUUAGAUCUAAACGGUGUCGACCCAAGCGAUAGCGGUGACUACCACUGUGAAGCAAAAAAUGAGCUGGGAGAAGGAAUUUCAGCGACAAUUCAGCUGGACGUUCAGUAUCCCCCUAAGAACACCUCAGUUUUGGUUGACCCCUCUGGUUCGGUGCCGGACGGCAGCUCUGUGACUCUGACCUGCACAAGCAUCGCCAAUCCAGCAGCGAUGAACUUCACCUGGUUCAGAGUAGCUGGAGGAGAAAACGAGAUGCUGGGUUCUGAGCCGGUAUUCACCUUCAAUGUGACCAAACUCUCCGAGGAUCAGUAUUACUGUGAAGCUCUGAAUGUCCAUGGAGCUGAAUACUCAGAACCUGCCAGUAUUGAUGUCACAUUUGCUCCAGAGAUCCUGCCUUCCUCCCGCUGCAUCAAGAUUUUAUCCCGUUUUCGGUGUGCCUGUGACGCCCAGGGGAACCCGACUCCCUCCCUGGUUUGGGAAUUGGCUGGGGAGCCGGUCAAUCACUCUGCUGACAUCCCAAUCAGGGAAGUUCCACUGGGGAGCGCUGGCAUGAGGAGCAUCAUCACUCUGUACCGUCUGGACAAAGACAUGCCCCCUCUAGUCUGCCUCAGCAUCAACUCACUGGGCUCUGAUAGUAUGGCCUUCAAUGUGUCCUCCAGCGAACCUCAGCUAGGCCUCCAUGCUGCGUCUCUGCUGAUUGGCUCUGCAGUGGGAGCCCUGGGGAUGCUGCUGGUGUGUGUCCCGCUGUUGCUCUCUUGCAGGAAAAGGAGAGGCAGCCUUUCCCCCAACCAGGCACUGGUGGACACUUCAGACCUUUUAGUCACAAAUGAGACCGACUCUUCACAAGUGGUUGUCAUUCAUGUCAAUAAAGCCAUUCCGGAGGCGGAAGUAGGAGGAAGUAAGAAGGACCCACUCCACUGCGCUAGUGGGGACUUUGAGAAACUCCCAGCCAAUACAGAGGGUAAGCUCGGGGAAGUGCAGGUCAGAGGCCUGGCCCCCGAGACGACAUAUGCUGAGAUCUGCCUGAACUCCAGAGGAUGCAAUGGUGAAGGGACAACGGAAAAAGAAACAGUCGCGGACACUCAUUUUGGACAUGGUAAAGGCGUUGACGGUCUUAUGAGACAGGUCAGUGACAAGGUGAUGGCUUAACUUUAGCUG